Molecule: messenger RNA, 7401 nt
Organism: Cydia pomonella (codling moth)
Lineage: Eukaryota; Metazoa; Arthropoda; Insecta; Lepidoptera; Tortricidae
Exons: 4
Coding region: 270-971 (233 amino acids)
Biological process (GO): regulation of transcription by RNA polymerase II
Cellular component (GO): transcription regulator complex; nucleus
Source: RefSeq, a predicted model, not a curated record
UCUGUGAUGAUGCUGUGAUGUGAUGAUAUCGGACCACGUCCGACGGUCGCCGUAGGUUUUGAGAAUCGAUAUCAAAUUAUGGAAUUGAUCGUCGCUAGAGCGCAGUUGCAAUUGCAUUGAUUGCAUUAUCCUGCCAGCCCGGCGCUCCAGCUCCACCCAGGCACUGGCACUGCCGUACAUGCCUUCUCUACGUGCUGACGCAUCGUACAUCUAUCUUGAGCUUUAAUCGCUUCCUUACCUUUGUAAUCUUUUACGAUUGGUUUUCUGAAAUGCCACGAAAACCGUGUUAUUGGACGCGAAAAUUAGAGCUGGAUCUCGUCGAGUUUGUGCGACAACGAGACUUCAUAUGGAAGCCAUUUGGAAACACUAACCAUCACAUACAGCAGAAGUACAAGGCCUAUGCUGAAUUUGCUGCGAAACUGGGCGGUGGAUUUACAGCUCGCUCCGUCCGUGAUCGCUGGGUGAACAUUCGAAGUACGUACAACCACAACGUGCGACGUAUCGAGCGCUCCAGGGAGACUGCCAAAUCUCUUGAAGAGGUCUAUGUGCCAUGCUGGCCGCUAUGGAAACCACUGCAGUUUCUCCGGGAAGGUUCAAGAAAAGAAGAUGUCUAUGAGGGCUAUUCAAUGGACUUCAAAGAGACAGACAAUGUGGAAGUUAAAGUUGAAUUUGAUGACAUGGAUGACCCAGAACUUCUACAAAUCCGCCAGCGAGGCCAGAGAACUGACCGACCCAGACGCAGGGCUCCCAUAUCUAAAAGGAAAAAGAAUAACAAGUGUAAAAAAGUCUUGGAUGACCUCCUUAUUGCUAUGAAACCGGUAGUGUCCAAUGUUCCUUCGGAGACCAAUAAUUACUGGUUCUUUAGUCGUCAUGUCACUGAGCGAUUGAACUGUAUGAGGGAAGAGGAUGCCUUUGCAGCAGGCCAGGAGAUCAUGAAGCUUUUGGAGUGGCCUGCUACUGACAUUACUUGAAGACAGCUUGGAUGAAUGGGCUUCUAAGCCUCUGGAAUAGUCAUGAAUUCUUCAUCAGCUACUUUUUGGUGAUGAAGACAGUAUUGUGAUGGAAGAUUGACUCUUAUCUUGAAUUUGAGUAAAUCCUCAAAAUGACACCGAAAUAGAACUCGAAGGCUAAUUUACAAAAAUAGAAAUCUGUUGUCAGCCUACCAGAGGUUUGUUUGUCAUUUGCUUGUGGCCAUAAUUAACUUCAUAAUUAGCAUUCGAACUCCUUUUUAUCCCAUUCCCGAGGUUGUAUUAGGUGUCUGUCUCUGUUCACACAGUUGUUCAGCAAAAAAACCUUGUCUCAAUAUUACCUCAAUUGGUCAAAUCUCUCAAAAGAAUCUUAACAAAUCGAUAUUACCGUCUGCGAAAAAUGAUUGGUGCAGCAGGCCAGGAAACCAUGAAGAUUUUGGAGUGGCCUGCUACUGACAUUAUUUGAAAACGGCUUCGAUGAAUGGGCUUCUAAGCAUCUGGAAAGUCAUGAAUUCAUCAUCGGCUACGUUAUGAAGUGAUUAUUUAUGAAUGCACAGGCAGCUUAUAGCUGAUACAUGCACAUCAAUAUCUUGCACUUGUGAUUUCUCCAUUUAUAAAGCCUGACAACAGUCUAUUUAACCCUGAGAUAGUGUUGCUGCAAACAGCUUACGUAUGGCAAUAAUGUGCGUACGUCAUGUAUAAUCGGGGUAGUGGGCAUUGGCUUCAUGUUGAUACUCGUAUAAUGUCAAAACAUUGCUUACAGAGAAUUCGGUUCUUUCAAUUUACCUAUUCGUCAAAAUCUGAUUCUAAAUAUUCAAUAUUUAUAUAUUCUUCGUUUGCUGACUCUGACGUAGUCUGAUUUUCAUCAGAUGUUGUGUCGCUUUCAGGACCACCAACCUCGAUUAUAAAACGUUCAGUCUCCAAUUCAAUUAUACGAUCUUUAUUCCUAUAAUCGACUUCAAUUUUUUUAACAUGGUCACAGCAAUUGCUCCAAUUUUCUUGAGUUACUUCCUAUACGAUAAUCAUCUAUUUAAAAUUUAAAUCAUUAAUGAUAUAGACUGAAUUCAAAAUAAUUUACAUAACUUAACUAAAUUCUAAACAUUAAGAUAAGUUUUAUACCUGAAAACUAUCUUCAACAAGCUUUAGAAAAGCCUUAUUAUCGAUAGACACAUUUUUAGUUGCCACUUUAGCUUUUACAAUGCCCCAAAUCAUCUCAAGGGUUUAAAUCACAGUGAUAUGGCGGUAAUCUUAUCACUUUCUGUCCGUAUGUGGAGAGAAUCGUGUCUAUUUCAUAUAUUGAUUCAGGUUUGUGACGUCUCAAAAUCGCCACCAAUCUAGCUUUGGAUGCUUUUUGUGGAAAUGAAAUUUUAUUCGAACGCUGCCACUCUGCAAUAACAUGCUUUCUGUGGCCAGAUGUUGGUGGUUUAUUAAUGCGAAAGGAAUGGUAUCGGGCAUUAUCCAUAACUAUACAUGUGGGUUCACUUAGAUUGGGAAAUGAUUUCUGCGUAACCCAUUUCUUAAAAUUAUUUUUAUCCAUCGAUGAUAAUCUGCUUUUUUUUCUUUAUCAUUAUAUACCAGAAGUACAUUAGGAACAAAUCCGGAUGGUCCACCGACAUGAACAAUAAUAUGUCGUUUCCCUGUUGGUUUCAACGACAUAUUAUUGUUCAUUUUCGCUCUGCCAACAUUUGGCGUGGUUCAGAGAAGUAUGAAUGUAGUCGUCCAAAUAAACUAUAGGCAUAUUUUUUAUCCCUUACUUCUUGUAUUUGAUCCAAAUAACUUUUACGCCAAACCACAAUAUCGGAACGCUCCAUCAAUAUUGACCGUUGGUUUCUGCAUUUUUUAUAUUUGAAUCCCAUACUGUGCAUCAGUUUUCGUAAGUACUCUCUGCUGCCUGUAAAUCCUGUCUUUUUUCAAAGCAGUGAGCAGAGUUUUGGUACUCGGUACUUGUAUUCGCACGGCAUAAUAUUCAUGAAUUUUAUGCCUUAUGACACAUUUAUCGAAGUCGUCUAUUUGAAUUCUCUUUUUGUGGGGGGCUUUGUUUUGUACAGGGGUCAAAGUCAAGACCGUCUCAUUAUUUUUAGAAAUAUUUUUUAUCGUCGAUCUACAUAAACUUUAAAUGAAAUAUUAAAGUUUAAAGUGUUUAAACCAAACAACUAACCAGUUCAAUACAACCGCACUAUAAAAUGUCAAUACCGGUCAGUCAACAACCAACUUUAAAACAUUGUUUAUUUGAAUGCUAUGUAAUCCUUCGUCUUUUUUAAGGUGUAAGUAUUUGAUUGCAUUCACAAUUUUUUCGUAUCUUUGGUUUGUUUUUGGCAUUUUUGUAAUAAAACUGUUUAUAUUUAAAUACAUUCGUAGAUAUUUUCUGUUUACAUCGGUGACAUUGGAUGACAUCCAACGUUCGAUAUCAAAGAGUACUUGUUGCCAAAUAAACUGUUGUCAGGCUUUAAAAUGUUUAUCGAGUCUGUUUUUAAAAGAGUUCACUGAGGGUGCCCCUGAUUGCGGAUAAUUGUGAUGGAAGAUUGACUCUUGUCUAAUGAAUUGAUGAUUUCUCUUUCACCAGUGUAACCUCAAAUUUAUACCACAAAAUGCGAAUAAAAAAAAUUGAAAUCUGUUGUCAGCCUACCAGUUAGUCCAGAAGUCUAGUUUUCAGUCUGCGACCAUAAUUACCCCUUCUUAACUCCAUUUUAUUAUAUUAUUUUCAUUUAUUAGUCUGUCCGUAUACUCACAGUUGUAGUUCAGCAAAAAAAACUUGUGUCUGGUUUUUUGGAUAACACAUAUUAUCUCAAUUGUUUAAAUAUCUAUGUUUUGGUACAAAUAAAAUCGUGAAUUAGGUUAUCCAAAGAUAAAUAAGUCUUAAAAGUUGGACAGACGUUCUGCCAAAAAUGAUUGUUGUAAAUAAAGGAAAAGGAUUUAAAGAUGAAAUUGAAAAAAAUCCCACAUUUUUGAAAUUCGUUUAGUAGGUAUUGGCGGUGGUUUUUCGUUGUCGUUUGUCAUGUUAUCAAAGAUUGUUUGUAAAUUACCUGUGACCAUAAUUACCCUUUUUAAUUCCGUUUUAUUCCUUUCCUGAGCUUGUAUUAAUCUGUAUUCCCAAUACAGUUGUUAUUCAGUAAAAAACACUUAUCUAUUUGGUUUUCUUGGUAAGGCAUAUCGCCAGAAUUAUUCAAUUUUCUACAUUUGAGUGAUUCAUAUUGACAAAUCUAAAGGUAAAAACAUCUUUAAAAUGUAAGUAAUAGCCUAUGUUCUGUCAAAAAUGAUUGUUGUUAAUAAAAUAAAACGUCUGCUUUAAUCUUUCACGAUUUUUAACAUUAUUAAAUUGUGUUGUUGUUGAUGUUCUACGAAACCACGGGGUCUACGCCGUGCUCGAAACGUCUGAGGUAAAUUUUAAAACAUAAUUAUACGUUAUUAAGUACCGUUUUACAAUUUAUUAAAAGAAAAUGAUUUAUAGAUAAAAUCGAAAUAAAAUUGAAAAUAACCCACAUUUUUAAAAUUCGUUUCGUAGGUAUUAGUGUUGGUUUUUCGUUUUCUUUUGUUUUUAUCAUAAAAUGGUUCUUGGCUUUCCUGAAUGUGUACGAGUAAUAAGCCUAUCCAUACAGCAAAAUAGAACUCAAAGGAUAUUUUUUUUAAGUUACAUUUGUAAUUUACUUGUGACCAUAAUUACCCUUUCUCACUCAUUUUUAUUCCUUUUCUGAGGUUGUAUUAAUAGAAGUCUGUCUUUCCAAUACUGUUGUUAUUCAGUAAAGACAAUUAUCUUUCUAGUUUUCUUGGUAAGGCGUAGGUAUCAUCUGAAUGAUUAAAUUUUCAAUAUUUUAGUUAUUUAUAUUCUCAAAUCUAAAGGUAAAAAUUUCUUUAAAAUGUAGCCUUGUUCUGUCAAAAAUUUUAAUUAACGUUAUUGUUAGGUAAUAAAAGGAAAGGAUGUAAAGAAAAUAUCAAAAUAAAAUUGGAAAUAACCUACGUUUUAAAAAUUCGUUGGGUAGGUAUUUGUCGUGGUCGUUCGUUUUCUUUUGCCAUGUUGUUAUAAUAUUUGGGUUACUGGGGGAAUAAAGAAAUUGUAAUGGGUUUUUAGUUCCUUUCUACCCCUGAUUCUUCUUGGAUGAGAAGAAACGGUGAAAACAACUGAAAUCUAGAUGGAUAAAACAAUUUAUUUUCAUUAUUGCGCACACAUUUUCGUCCACCUUUGUACAUUAAUGCAAAUAAGGCACAAGGAUACUUUAAAUGUUAAUUUGCUUGUGUUUCCAAAUGACAUUUGAUGAGAAGAAACGUUGCAAGAAACUCAAUGUUAUUUAUCGAAAAUUACUGUCUUUGUUUUUGGUCUUUUAGUAGUCGUCUGUUUAAAUAAAGAUUACGCCUGUAAUGAACUCAGCAGGUAACCCUCUUUAUGAAGCCGUCCUUUACUGCAGUCUGUCCCGCCCCCGUCACGGGGUAAUCGUUUAUGUCAACGAAAACUAGAUUGUUGAGUCUUUCCGUCUGUUCGUAUAGCGACAUACAUGGCACUAAAUUAGGUAUAUGGUGCCCGUCACAUCCCAUUGAAAACAUAGCAGCUGAUCCCAGAAUGGCUACUGCAUCUUUUGUGUCUACCAGAAUUCCUUAAAUACAACCUGCAAUGACUAUAUGACGCCAUGAUAGAUUAUUUAAGUGUUGAAAAUGUACAAGUCUUAACUACGUGUGAAUAUUAGUGAAUAAGCGUUAAGCGUGCACACCUAAGCUUUUGUAGCAUAUCGUUUUAAGGUCGGUAUUAGGGACAUAUUUGUGCUAAAUUAUAUUUGAUCACGGAUGCGAUUGAAAUUCACGGAACUAAAUUGUAAUUAUUGAAAUUUGGAAUGCGAUUUUUAGCUGAUAUUUUCAAAAGAGUCCAUAAUUAAAUGAGUUUAAUGUUGUUAAACCGCAGAUCGCGAUUACUAGUAGUAUAGAACCACGAGCAAGGCGACAACGGCGGAGUAGGUUCAAAUAAAAUAGUAAUUACUAAGUGUUCAAUGUGUACACCGGGCUUCGUGUUAUACCGAUCUCUCUCAGUCUCAUUCAGUCUCACAGCGCGAGCAAUAAUCAUUCAUACAGUAAUCAAUUAUGCAAUUCACGUCCGAAUAUACCCUUUGAAACAAAAAACAACAAACGGUUCAACAGGUCUUGUCUAAUUGUUUUCUCCCUCAAAUUUUCGUCUCAGUAGAUCGUACAGGUGAGUAUACGCAUACAUCUAUUGCUGAAACUCCUUUGGAGUGUUUGAAGUACUAUCCGGGCUAUUUCGCCGUCAAAGGGAAUAUUAUCCCACGCACAAGUACGUGUUGAGUCAGGGUCGUUUGUCUGGCGCCAAUAAGAUGACAGAAAAUGUGCGCAGAUAGGAAUAGAUGUGUGUGAUCUAUUCCUAUCAGAGGGUUUUACUGUGAUUAUUUUGUUUCUUAUUUUUUUUUUAUAUUUGUGAACCGUAAGCGUUAAGCGUUCACAUCUAAGCUUUUGUAGCGUAUCGUUCAAAGGUCGGUAGGUACAUACAUAUUUGUGCUAAAUUAUAUUUCACCAGAAUGCGAUUGAGACUCACGGAACUUAAUUGUAAUUAUUAAAAUUUGUAAUGCGAUUUUUAGCUGAUACUCUCGAAAGAGUCCAUAUUUAUAAGAAUUCAAACAUAUUGAACGCACAGAUCGCGAUUACUAGUAGUAUAGAAUCACGAGCAAGGCGACAACGGCGGAGUAGGUUCCAAUAAAUAUUAGAUCAGGGUAUAUCCCUUGGUAAAGAAAUGCGUACGAGGCGGAUGGCAUACUAUUGUGGAAUGCUCUAUGGAUAGGACUAAGAGACGUUAUUAUUGUCAUCCCGAAAGUAUAACACCGCUGGCUGGCUGGCUUUUUAGAUGGCCGAGUGCUUCGCUGAAGUCAGCGACCGUUACUUUCGGUCCGUUCCGGAGUAACUUAAUAGUUAUAUGGUGGUGAGUUCUUGGCACGGCCAGCUAAGCUGUUCUUCAGAUAUCUCAUGUUUUCUUCUGAUGUUUAACUUCGGAAGAUCCAUUGUAGAUCAAGUGACGCACUAACGCGGACAGUUCCACGCUCAGCUGGGCCUUCUUAACUUUGAUUUCCUCAAUCUUCUUUUUUUCCGGUUACAUUCCAUUUCGGCAAUACUGGCUUCGCGAGUCAUGAUAACGCUGAUGAUCCUGUCAAAUAUUAAAAGUAAUUAUAAGCGGGUGAUCUAUUGGGGAGCCAGCGAGCUAACGGUCUAAACCGUUGGUUCGUUGGCUCGUCUACUCGCGUUGGUGAUCCAUUAGCGUACCAAACAGUCUACUCUCAUCGUUGGCGAAGACAUGUCGUGUUCCCAGCCGGAAUUACUUUGUUACUUGGACGUACUGUUAUAUGAAGAGAAAUAACAAAAUAAAAAGAAAAAAAUGGUAUGGACUUAUUACUUGUGUAUGGACCAACUGAAAACAUCGAACAAUAAAGAUGGCGUCACAGAUCUA